This is a messenger RNA of Myodes glareolus (Bank vole), 1323 nucleotides long. The record is from RefSeq and is a predicted model, not a curated record. Lineage: Eukaryota; Metazoa; Chordata; Mammalia; Rodentia; Cricetidae.
CUCUGACCUCACUGUAGGUGUGGACACUGCCAGCGACUGCAGCCAACUUGGAAUGACCUGGGAGACAAGUACAACAGCAUGGAGGAUGCCAAGGUCUACGUGGCUAAAGUGGACUGCACAGCCAGCUCUGACGUGUGCUCUGCCCAGGGUGUGCGAGGAUACCCCACCCUGAAGUUUUUUAAGCCUGGCCAAGAAGCGGUGAAGUACCAGGGUCCUAGAGACUUUGAAACACUGGAAAACUGGAUGCUGCAGACGCUGAAUGAGGAGCCGCCUACACCAGAGCCUGAAGCGGAACCACCCAAAGCCCCUGAACUGAAGCAGGGGUUGUAUGAACUCUCGGCCAACAACUUUGAGCUGCAUGUUUCUCAAGGCGACCACUUUAUCAAGUUCUUCGCUCCGUGGUGUGGUCACUGCAAAGCUCUGGCUCCAACCUGGGAGCAGCUGGCCCUGGGCCUUGAACAUUCCGAAACUGUCAAGAUUGGCAAGGUCGACUGCACGCAGCAUUAUGGGCUCUGCUCAGAAAACCAGGUUCGAGGCUAUCCCACUUUGCUGUGGUUCCGAGAUGGCAAGAAGGUGGAUCAGUACAAGGGAAAGCGGGACUUGGAAUCACUGAGAGACUAUGUGGAGUCACAGCUGCAGGGUCCAGAGGUGGCCCCAGAGACUGUCGAGCCCUCAGAGGCCCCAGAGCUGGCUGCUGAGCCCACAGGUGACAAGGGCACUGUGCUGGCACUCACCGAAAAGAACUUUGAAGAUACCAUUGCACAAGGAAUAACCUUCAUCAAGUUCUAUGCUCCAUGGUGUGGGCACUGUAAGAAUCUGGCCCCUACCUGGGAGGAGCUCUCUAAAAAGGAAUUCCCUGGCUUGGCAGAGGUUACUAUCGCGGAAGUGGACUGCACUGCUGAACGGAAUAUCUGCAGCAAGUACUCGGUACGAGGCUAUCCCACAUUGCUGCUUUUCCGAGGAGGUGAAAAAGUGGGUGAGCACAAUGGAGGUAGAGACCUUGAUUCUUUACACAGCUUUGUCCUGCGCCAGGCAAAGGAUGAACUCUAGAUACCCUGGGAAAUCGUGCAUCCUGGCUCCAUCACCUCGUGCGGAGGAGUGACAGCAGACGGGCACCCGCGUUCCCACUGGGGUUAAUCAGAAAGCUGCGUGUACUAAGCCUGUGUAGCUUCUCCAUGUGUGCUUCUUCAGCCACCACACACUAUGGAUCUUGGUUGUGUUUCUCUAAUCAUAGCUCAUGGUCCCUGGGCAAAUAUUUUCAGUGGCAAUCCAUCCUGUAACCUUCUCUUGACAAAAUUAAAUUGGCUUUCCUUGCAAUGAAAA